Exophiala dermatitidis NIH/UT8656 is the source of this 2719-nucleotide messenger RNA. Its product is annotated as amylosucrase. Gene Ontology annotation, biological process: carbohydrate metabolic process. NCBI's taxonomy places the organism in Eukaryota, Fungi, Ascomycota, Eurotiomycetes, Chaetothyriales, Herpotrichiellaceae. The transcript has a single exon. Gene Ontology annotation, molecular function: amylosucrase activity. The record is from RefSeq and is a predicted model, not a curated record. Bases 593 to 2500 code for a protein of 635 amino acids.
GAAAAAAGGGCCGUCUCAGUUCUUCAAACGUCAAGCUUGAGUGGCAUCGAAGUCAUCAGCUGGACUUCCUCGGUUGGACUUGUCACGGCGGAGCAUGGUACAGUACAGUGCCCCCGAGGGGCAUGGCGUUGAUCUACCUAGCUGCUGUGUUGUUGCCACCGUCAUCGUCCGAAGUUGCCCUAGAUUUAUCAUUAUACGAGAGAACGUGAGUCCCGGCCGGUCGGCAACAAAAGAAGAGAUGGCCGAGGGUCCUCCCUGGAGGAAUGUUUGACAGAAUGAUUCUGUCUUUUGGGUAUGGUCAUGGAUCAAGUGUGAGGUAGGACAGGAUCGUAAGUACCUGAAGUGCGAGGAGUGUCUUUUUUCCUUCUUUCUACAACUACUACGAUGAUUUUCUCUCUUCUGCAGACUUCCUGAGCAAGCCUCACAUAGGCGCUUCUGGCGGAAAACAAUGGCGAUUUCCACUGCUACCUUAGAUACUUGCCGACUGUAUCGCCCAGGGCACUGGCUCUGCACCGUUUGAGCACUGCACAAGACAGCUUCCUACUGUCUGAAACCGAAACCCUCCCCUCCCCCUCAAACAGCCCCGGCCCCGAUGGCCGGCCUAUGUAUCGAACAGCAGGCACGGGCCGUCAAAGGCUACAUACUGCAAGAACUCCGAAGCAGGGCAGACAGCAAUUCAAUCCUCCAAGACAAAGAUUUCCUCGCCCGACUAGACAAGCAUUUCAUCACGAUCUAUGGCAUUUUCGCGGAGCUAUACGGGCGUCGCCACGACUGCCUGGAUCAGCUAGUCGAGCUGAUCGCCAUGUGCGGAACCAGCUGGCUCGAGCGACCCUCUGAGCUCCGAAAGAUCGACCAGCAGCGCGAAUUGGAGCCUGAAUGGUACCUGUCCAACCAAAUGGUAGGAGGCGUAUGCUACGUCGACCGAUACGCGGGAAACCUGGCGGGUAUCAAGGAGCGGAUUCCAUACUUCCGGGAAUUAGGAUUAACAUACCUCCAUUUGAUGCCAUUGUUUCUGGCUCCCGAGCCCCUCAACGAUGGCGGAUAUGCAGUCUCGAGCUACCGGGACGUCCGACCCGAACUAGGCAGCAUGGAGGAAUUGCGUGAUCUUGCGACGGCGCUGAGAAAGGUCGGUAUUUCUCUAGUGCUGGAUCUAGUGUUCAACCACACUUCGCACGAACACAGCUGGGCCAAGAAAGCCGCGGAAGGCGACGCCGAGCAUUCAAACAUGUACUGGAUAUUUCCGGACCGAAAUGUGCCGACGGAGUUCGAGCGGACAACGAGAGAAAUCUUCCCGGACGACCAUGCCGGGUCGUUCAUCCAGUUGCCGGACGGACGGUUCGUAUGGUCGACAUUUUAUCAUUUCCAAUGGGAUCUGAACUAUUCCAACCCGGCCGUGUUCAAGGCCAUGGCGGGUGAGAUGCUGUAUCUGGCCAACCUAGGCGUGGAUUUUUUCCGUAUGGACGCCGUGGCAUUCAUGUGGAAGCAGAUGGGUACUGAUUGUGAGAACCUGCCGGAGGUCCACAAACUGCUGCGGGCGUUCAAUGCCUUGUGUCGCGUCGCCGCGCCGUCGGUGCUCUUCAAGUCUGAGGCCAUUGUGCAUCCGGACUUUGUGGUCCAGUAUAUCGACCGCGAUGAGUGUCCGCUGUCGUAUAACCCGCUUCAAAUGGCUUUGGGGUGGGAAGCCUUGGCCACGCGAGAUGCCUCGUUGUUGUCCCAGGCACUUGAGCGCAGACAUAAUAUCGCCCCGGGAUGUACCUGGGUCAACUAUGUUCGAUCCCAUGACGAUAUCGGCUGGACUUUCUCCGACGAGGACGCAGCGGAGUUGGGCAAGAAUGGUGCUCAACAUAGAAAGUUUCUGAACGCUUUCUUUGUCAAUCGGUUUCCUGGCAGUUUUGCGCGUGGUGUUCCGUUUCAGGAUAACCCCAAGACGGGAGACUGUCGGAUAUCCGGGACAACGGCUUCAUUGGCCGGAUUGGAGUCGAUGCAGGAAUAUGCAGUGGAGCGUAUCUUGCUGUUGUAUUCGCUCGCCAUGAGUACGGGCGGCGUUCCGCUGAUUUAUUUGGGAGAUGAGGUCGGUCAGCUUAAUGACUAUAGCUGUCUCAAGGACCCGGCCAAAAUGGGUGACAGCAGAUGGGUCAAUCGGCCUUGGUAUCCUGCGUCAAAGUAUGUCGAGAGACAUGAUCCCGGGACGAUUUCUGGCAGGAUUUUUACUGGUAUGAGGCAUUUGAUCCAGUUAAGGAAAGCCACGCCCGAACUGGCUGGCGGUACUGCCGUCGGAUUUCGCACUGGCAACCCGACAGUCCUAGGGUAUCAGAGACCUGGGCCGGAAGAGACCCUGCUUUGUCUGUGCAGUUUCUCGGACAGGCCGCAGUGGAUUGGGAGAGAUCGCUUCUUGGCCAUGCCUGUCGAGGCGAAGGACUUGGUUUCCGGGUAUAUGAUCAACUUGAGGGACGCGGGCAUCGAGUUGAGGCCAUAUCAGUUUUUGUGGUUGAGGUGUUGAGUGAGUAUGAGUCCACAGGACUGGCGAGGAGGGUAUGUACCAGUACUGUACAAUAUGCUGUCGAACAACGAUAUUCUAUUACAGCUGAAUGUGUACUGUAGCUGAACCCUGGACCUCGAUGCCCCCCGAGUCAAAAUUUGGUCACGUGAGACCGGGGUUAAUAUGAUUAUCUAAUCCAAAAUCAUGUGACGCCGACGGAACUCUCCCGUCAUCUCCCGC